This is a messenger RNA of Prunus armeniaca (apricot), 183 nucleotides long. The record is from the annotation of a GenBank genome assembly. Lineage: Eukaryota; Viridiplantae; Streptophyta; Magnoliopsida; Rosales; Rosaceae.
AUGUCUAAAGGGAAGAUGAAUGCAGAUCUAGGACCUGCGUUAAAGCCCUUUGACGGCAAGGAUGACUUCAUGGAUUGGCAAAGGAUGAUGAAGAACGUACUGAUACAGCAAGAUUUGGAUGAUGCACUCAACGGUGAGAAGCCGACAGGCAUGACAGACGCAACAUGGACCAAGGUUCUCUAG